Callorhinchus milii (elephant shark) is the source of this 1229-nucleotide messenger RNA. RefSeq names its product growth/differentiation factor 11-like. Lineage: Eukaryota; Metazoa; Chordata; Chondrichthyes; Chimaeriformes; Callorhinchidae. Gene Ontology annotation, molecular function: cytokine activity; growth factor activity. The record is from RefSeq and is a predicted model, not a curated record. Gene Ontology annotation, biological process: SMAD protein signal transduction. The transcript has 4 exons. Gene Ontology annotation, cellular component: extracellular region. The coding region runs from base 1 to 1197 and encodes 398 amino acids.
AUGCUCACAUCACACCUCUCUGUGCUACUCCUCGCUCUGAUCUCCUCGGGAGUGACGGGCUCUGGGCAGGAGGUGGGGGCCGGACCUCCGGGGGGGGCAGAGGCAGAGGCAGAGGCGGAGGCGGAGGCGGAGGCGGAGGACCCGGAGUGGCUCCAGUUGGGGGGCACUGCCCGGGACUGUCCCGCCUGUACUUGGAGGGAACACAGCAAAGCGCUGCGGUUGGAGUCCAUCAAGUCGCAGAUCCUCAGUAAGUUGCGGCUGAAACACGCCCCGAACAUCAGCCGCGACACCGUCAACCAACUGCUGCCCAAAGCGCCCCCUCUGCAGCAGCUCCUCGACCAGUACGACAUCCAGAGCGACGGCUGUGCCUCACAGGAGAGCGCUCUGGAGGAGGACGAGUACCACUCCACCACCGAGACUGUCAUCACCAUCGCCACAGAGACGGAUCACAGUGUACAGGUGGACAGGAGCCCAGUCUGCUGCUUCUUCAAGUUCAGCCCCAAAAUCACGUUCACCAAGGUGGUGAGGGCUCACCUGUGGGUUUACCUGCGUCCUGUGCAGCCCACCUCCAUCGUGUACCUGCAGAUCCUGAGACUCAAGCCCGUGACUGACAAGGGCACCAGACACUCUCGCAUCCGCUCGCUGAAGGUGGAGCUGAACUCGCACAGCGGCUACUGGCAGAGCAUCGACUUCAAGCACGUGCUGCAGAACUGGUUCAAGCAGCCCCACACGAACUGGGGCAUCGAGAUCAACGCCUUCGACACCAACGGCAAUGACCUGGCAGUCACUUCGCCCGGCCCAGGAGAGAAGGGGCUGCAACCUUUCCUGGAGGUCAAGGUGGCGGAGUCGAACAAGAGGACCAGGCGUAACCUGGGCCUGGAUUGCGACGAACACUCCACAGAGUCUCGGUGCUGCCGUUACCCUCUGACCGUGGACUUCGAGGCGUUCGGUUGGGACUGGAUUAUCGCCCCCAAACGUUAUAAGGCCAACUACUGCUCAGGUCAGUGCGAGUACAUGUUCAUGCAGAAGUACCCGCAUACCCACCUGGUACAUCACGCCAACGCCAGGGGCUCAGCUGGACCUUGCUGCACCCCCACCAAAAUGUCCCCCAUCAACAUGUUGUACUUCAACGACAAGCAGCAAAUCAUCAACGGCCAAAUCCCUGGCAUGGUGGUCGAUCGGUGCGGGUGCUCUUAAAAGAGACGGAGGAGAGAGAGAGAGAGAGAGCG